Eutrema salsugineum is the source of this 599-nucleotide messenger RNA. Its product is annotated as non-specific lipid-transfer protein 2. Gene Ontology annotation, biological process: lipid transport. The transcript has a single exon. The record is from RefSeq and is a predicted model, not a curated record. NCBI's taxonomy places the organism in Eukaryota, Viridiplantae, Streptophyta, Magnoliopsida, Brassicales, Brassicaceae. The coding region runs from base 123 to 419 and encodes 98 amino acids.
UCCUUUGAGUAACACAAAGCCAUCUAGUUCUAUAUAUAGAAGAAGAGACUCACUUCAAACUCCAAACCAGCAUAAAUCCUUUUUUUUCGUAAAUCUCUAAAAACUCCAACUUUGGAGAGACAAUGAAGGGUGCUUGCACAAAACCAGUGUUGUUCACUUUUGCAAUCCUUCUCUUUCUCAUUGUUGCUCAAGAAAACAGAGUCGCUGCAGUAGAGACAUGUGAUCCAACGCAGCUGAGCCCAUGUGUGGAUGCCAUACAGAGAGGGUCUACGCCGACACGUUUGUGUUGCACCAGGGUGAAGAAGCAAAAACAUUGUGUCUGCCAGUACUUGAAGAACCCUACUUUCAAAUCUUUCAUUAACUCACCAAAGGCCAGAAAGAUCGCCACUUACUGUGGUUGUCCUUAUCCCAAGUGCUAGUCUCUCUUUUCCUUGCUUUCAUGGAUUUGUUUAGCAUUUUUGGUUUUGUAUUGGUCAAUAAGUUAGACCCAUUAAUCAUGAUGGGUAUCGUGUUCGAGUUUCCUGCUUUUGAGCUUUGGUUAAUGUUUUUGUGUGCAAGUGGUUGUUGUCAAGGAAUGAACUUUCCAUGUUUCAGGUAAU